CCCUGAGGGUUCCCCUCUGCUAUUCGACAUAAUAGAGGCAGUGAAGGAUAUAACAAAUAUAUAACAAUGUAGACAACAAUUCUUUUAUUUACUCGAGUAUGAAAUCAUACAUAUGUAUUUCAAAGAAAGUGUUUGUGCAUGAGUUUCACCAAAUACAGGCUACUCAUCAGAACGAAAGGGUUAAGUGGCAAAAAUGAUAUGUGUUUUAAAAUGUGUGACAUGGCCAAGAGGAUAAUAUAAUGUGUCUUUAAUCUUUUUAUUCAUUAAAAUAAAACAUGCAAAACAUUUGUCAUUGAAAAUACAUCAUGUCUAAACUGUAGAAACGCAAAAAACAUCCAUGAAUAACAAACAACUGAAUGAUUCACAUCCAUUGGUAGCAGUUGGGAUUCUCCUGUGUGCAGAAUCUGACGUAAUGCAGAAAGAGGGCAGCAUCUAUUUGAUCAUUUAUAUAGCCUAGUUGUAAUACCCCGUAAGCACUUGCCUGCUCAUUUUAAGGAUGGCUGUCUUGGUUGCAGUAUUCUUUACACCAACCUUGACUUUGGUUUUAUUUUCGUUAUGUUUUGCGCUUUCUUUGUAUAAAUCUGUGGGUGGUCUAAUAAUGAGAGUAGAGGCUUCAUCUAAUACUGACAAUGCCACUGAUUCUGUUGAUUGUUUGCUCCAGGGUACCCCUAAGAUACCUGCAUUUACACAGAAAGGGGAUUACAUUAUUGGGGGUUCUUUCCACAUGCAUUACUACUUGAAAACAGUGGAGAAAAACUACACCAGCCUUCCAGAGCCCCUAAAAUGCACAGGAAGCAUGGACACCCGGGAACUGCGCUUCUCGCGUGCAAUGACCUUUGCCAUAGACGAAAUCAAUAACAGCAAAGAUCUUCUGCCGGGGGUUGCGCUUGGUUAUAAAAUCCAUGAUUCGUGCUCGUCUGCGCCCAUGGCCGUGCAGGGGGCCUUCCAGUUUACUAAUGACCCGCCUUUGUAUAAAAACAGUAAAGUGUGUUCGCAAUCGGGAAGGGUGUUGGCUGUUAUUGGUGAUUCUGGAUCCACAUCAUCCAUCAGCCUUUCAAGAAUCAUCGGUCCUUUUGAAAUUCCACAAGUUAGUCACUUUGCUACAUGUGCAUGUUUGUCUGACAAGAAACAAUACCCAACCUUUUUUAGAACCAUCCCAAGUGAUCAGUUCCAGGCCGAUGCGCUUGCCAAACUUGUGAAAAAUUUUGGUUGGACUUGGAUUGGCGUUGUCCGUUCUAGAUCAGACUAUGGCAACAAUGGGAUGGCGUCCUUUUUACAAGCAGCGCAAAAAGAGGGUAUUUGUGUGGAAUACUCAGAAUCAAUCACUAGAUAUGAUCCAAAGAGCAAGAUUCAACAGGUGGCUGAAGUGAUUCGCAGGUCCACAGCCAUGGUUGUCGUGGCAUUUACAUCCCCAGGAGACUUGUGGGUUCUGCUUGAGGAGCUGACCGUGCAUCCUUCUCCUCCUCGCCAAUGGAUUGGCAGUGAGGCCUGGGUAACCCAUCCGGAGGUUCUAAGAUAUCCCCUUUGUGCAGGAGCUAUUGGAUUUGCUAUUCCGCAAUCUAACAUACCAGGUUUUAGAGAAUACCUUCUAGAUCUUUCUCCUGCUAAGGUGGCUGCUUCACACGUGCUUUCUGAGUUCUGGGAGGGUGCAUUCAACUGCGCUGGGUCAGUGAACAGGGUGUGUGAUGGAACUGAAGAUAUACAAAAGCUCCAGAACCCAUUCACUGACACUUCUCAGCUCAGAAUCACAAACAUGGUGUACAAAGCUGUUUAUGCAGUAGCACACGCUAUCCACAAUAUUGUGUGUAAGAAGAUGAACUCAAAAAUGCAAUGUGACCAAUUCAUGAAAGUCCUUGAUCAGUUGAAAAGGGUGAAUUUCUCUCGUAAUGGUUACCACGUCUCAUUUGAUGCCAAUGGUGACCCUGUGGCCUUCUAUGAGCUGAUUAACUGGAAGAGAAAUGAGGACGGUGGUCUGGAGUUUGUAACCGUGGGACAUUAUGAUGAGUCCCUUUCUCCUGGCCAGAAGUUCAAUAUCAAAAGGGAAAUCAGUUGGGCAGAUGGUGGCGUGCCUGUGUCCGUGUGCAGUGACAGCUGUCGACCGGGAACACGCAAGGUUCUCCAGAAGGGAAAACCGAUAUGCUGCUAUGACUGUGUACCAUGUGCUGAAGGAGAGAUAAGCAAUACUACCGAUUCAUCUGACUGUUCCCCAUGUCCCAAGGAGUCCUGGCCCAAUGCCGAGAAGAACUUCUGUCGUCCCAAGCUUGUUGAGUUCCUUUCCUUUAAUGAGAUCUUGGGAAUUAUUUUGGCAGCAUUCUCUAUAGUAGGAGCCUGUUUGACCAUCAUUACAGCCAUAGUGUUAUUCAAGCACAGAUUUACCCCUGUAGUGAAAGCUAACAACUCUGAGCUGAGCUUCCUGCUGCUCUUCUCCUUGACUCUGUGUUUCCUGUGUUCUCUGACCUUCAUCGGCCGUCCCUCAGACUGGUCCUGUAUGCUUCGCCACACAGCUUUUGGGAUCACCUUUGUCCUCUGCAUCUCUUGUGUUCUGGGCAAGACUAUAGUGGUGUUAAUGGCAUUCAAAGCUACAAUACCAGGGAGCAGUGUAGCCAAAUGGUUUGGCUCUAAACAACAGAGAAUGACUGUAGUAUCUUUUACAUUUGUUCAAGUUUUGAUAUGCACUAUUUGGUUGGUUUUGAAGCCUCCUUUCUCUGUUAGAAACCUGACCACUUAUAAGGAUAAAAUCAUUCUAGAAUGUGCAUUAGGUUCAGCAUUAGGUUUCUGGGCUGUGCUUGGGUACAUUGGGCUCCUUGCUGUAUUUUGUUUUGUGUUAGCUGUUUUAGCACGAAAACUACCUGACAAUUUUAAUGAAGCUAAGCUUAUCACAUUUAGUAUGCUCAUAUUCUCUGCUGUUUGGAUCACUUUUAUCCCAGCUUAUAUCAGUUCCCCUGGGAAGUUCACUGUAGCUGUGGAGGUCUUUGCAAUAUUAGCCUCAAGUUUUGGAUUGAUUUUCUGUAUAUUCUUUCCAAAAUGUUUUAUUAUUUUGUUUAGGCCAGAGAAAAACACCAAGAAACAUUUAAUGGGUAAAAAGUAAAAUGUAGAAAAGCUAAUGUAACCUUUAAAAUCAUACAAAGUAUAUAUUUAGUGUUGGUAUUUUUGGCAGUGGCAAGUAAAAGACUAAUCUAGUGUAAUUUCAAUCAUGUCGUACAUUAACCCUCAUUUUUAUUAUAAUUUGUCACGAUUAAAGUCCAUAAAUUAUGCUAUAUUUGAGUGGGCCAUGGUUUUCUUUUUACAUUAGGGGAGAGUGGGGUAAGUAGUGCCAAGUUUGACUUAAAGUGCCCUUAAAGCAAGGGGAUAACAGUAAUGCCUCCAACUAAGAUAUCUACAUAUAGUUUAGGAUGUUGUGCAUCCCUGGGAACAAUUACUUUGGAUCUUAAACAAACUGUUUGAGAAAUACAGCUUUAGAAGAAAAAGUGGUUUGGUGGCACAACUUGCCCCUGGUACGGGGUCAGUUGUGCCAUUAGAGAGAAUACACUGGGGGAAAUUGUGCCAUUGAUAAUUUCUGUAAAAAGGAUCAUUUUAAUAUCACAAAUGAUAAUUCUACAUAAAAGCAAGACAAAUUCAAUACAUCAAAGUCAAAGUCAAAGUGUGUUUAUUGUUGCAUGUACCAAAUUGCUUCAGCACAGCAAAAUUCUUACGACUUGGCAAGCAUCAUUCAUCUACGCAGUAUACGUCAUACAUAUAACAUAAAACUCUAUAACACUAUGACAAUAAAACAUAUAAAAUGUAACAUUAACAUACAACAAUUUAAAAAACAACAUAUAUAUCUGUAGCACUAUGACAUUAUAACAAUAUAACAUAUAACAUUAACAUUCAACAAUUAGAGUACAGUAGAAGGGCUAGCAGCAGUUUAAGUGUGAGUAGAGAAUAAGUUAAAAAGAAAUGCUAAGGAUAAGUUAAAAGUUUUUAAAAUUGUGCAAAUAUAUCUAUGAAGUGAAUUGUAUGAGUGGGGGAGCAGGGAGUAGGUGGAGGUGGCAACUGUUCAGAGGUUCAGUGUUUCUGAUUCAGAAGCCUUACAGCCAGGGGGAAAAAGCUAUUUGUGAGUCUGGUAGUCCGUGUUCGGAUGCUCCGGUAGCGUCUACCAGACGGCAGCAAUGAGAACAGUCCAUAGCCUGGGUGGCUGUUGUCCUUUAGAAUCUUUUUUGCUUUCCUCAGGCAUCUACUGUUGUAGAUGCCUUGCACGGAGGGGAGAUGGCUGCCGGUGAUACGCUCCGCUGUCUUCACCACCCUCUGCAGGGCCUUGCGGUCGGCAGCGGAGCAGCUACCAUACCAGGCAGUGAUGCAGCCUGAGAGGAUGCUCUCAAUGGUGCAUCUGUAAAAGUUUGUUAAAGUUUUUGAAGACAUGCCAAACAUGCCGUCUCCUCAAGAAGUAUA
Gadus chalcogrammus (walleye pollock) is the source of this 4428-nucleotide messenger RNA. RefSeq names its product extracellular calcium-sensing receptor-like. Gene Ontology annotation, cellular component: membrane. The transcript has 8 exons. Lineage: Eukaryota; Metazoa; Chordata; Actinopteri; Gadiformes; Gadidae. Gene Ontology annotation, biological process: G protein-coupled receptor signaling pathway. The record is from RefSeq and is a predicted model, not a curated record. The coding region runs from base 497 to 3088 and encodes 863 amino acids. Gene Ontology annotation, molecular function: G protein-coupled receptor activity.